AUGGCUCUGUCAAUACCAAGCAAUCCCAACCCAAGUGAACGAAUUUUCCCUGAUUCUCUCCAAAUGAGCCCACCCACCAUUGCCUCGUAUUUCCCUACAUUUAUGCCCCCAAAUCAUUAUCUCAAUAUCCUGUCCAACUCCCAUGAGAUGUUUAAUCCUCUAAAGUCUCUGGGAAGGCUUGUCACCAAAUCUUCUCCUUUGGGACCCAUCAGCUUCAGAGACCUCUCUGCCCCACUCAACCACAGUUCCCCUCUGAGGGAUCCACUGUUCAACCCCCUGCCUAUUUCAUAUCCAGUCUUCACUAAGGUUCAGCACCCUGGACCAUACUCAAAGCAGGACCUCAAUGUUCAAAGCAAUGCACUUAGCCCCCCGUUCCACCACAGCCACCCAGAAUGUCCAAAGUCUUCUCAGACCCCCAAAAAGUGUAAAAGUGUGUCUUCAAGUAUACCCAGCGUGGAGGUGAAGCCCAUCCGCACGUACCAGUUCACAGAAGAAGACCUUCACACAGUCCUGUAUGGCUACACUCAUGGGGCAGACACCAGGCGCACCCACCACAGUGCCAACCAUGCCAUCUCGGGGCUACGGGUUCCCUCUAGCUUUGCAGGUGUGGAAUCGCAAGGAAUGGACAGGGACACGCUACAAUUACCAGAAGGACUUUGUAUUUUCAAAACCAUGUAUGGCGAUAUCCCCAAAUCAGGAGUGUUCAGUGCGAAUAUUAUACCAAAAGGCGUCAGAUUUGGUCCAUUUCAAGGAAAAGUGGUGAACACCAGUGAAAUUAAGACAUAUGAUGACAAUUCGUUGAUGUGGGAAAUCUUUGAGAAUGGCCGAUUAAGUCACUUCAUAGAUGGAAAGGGGGCCUCUGGCAACUGGAUGACUUUGGUGAAUUGCGCCAGGUUCCCGGAAGAGCAGAAUCUAAUCGCCAUUCAGUGUGUUGGCGAGAUUUACUAUGAGACCUGUAAGGAGAUCCUGCCCAUGCAGGAAUUGCUGGUGUGGUAUGGAGAUUGCUACCUGCAGUUUCUGGGCAUCCCAGUUAGUCUGAAGGGCAUAGAUGAAGACAGACCUCCAUAUCCCCACCAGGAAGAAGCCGGAGAAGGAUACAAGUGCGAGCGAUGCGGGAAGGUGUUUGCUUACAAGUAUUACCGCGACAAGCAUCUGAAAUACACCCGGUGCGUGGAUCAGGGGGACCGGAAGUUCCCGUGCCAUCUGUGUAACAGGUCGUUCGAGAAGAGGGACCGGCUGAGGAUCCACAUCCUGCACGUGCACGAGAAGCACCGACCGCACAAGUGCACUGUCUGCGGGAAGAGCUUCUCUCAGUCGUCCAGUUUGAAUAAACACAUGCGAGUUCACUCCGGGGAGAGACCCUACAAGUGUGUCUAUUGCAACAAGGCGUUUACAGCAUCCAGCAUCCUCCGUACGCAUAUCCGACAGCACUCCGGCGAGAAGCCUUUCAAAUGCAAACACUGUGGAAAAGCCUUUGCAUCGCACGCUGCCCACGACAGCCACGUCCGCCGCACUCACAGCAAGGAAAAGGGUUCCACGUGCGCUCUGUGCGGCAAAACCUUUCCGGACCUCGAGGAGUUCCAGUACCACAUGCAGAUUCACUCUGCUCUCUAG
Spea bombifrons (plains spadefoot toad) is the source of this 1614-nucleotide messenger RNA. It is a transcript of the gene PRDM14, whose product is annotated as PR/SET domain 14. Gene Ontology annotation, biological process: regulation of transcription by RNA polymerase II. The coding region runs from base 1 to 1614 and encodes 537 amino acids. The record is from RefSeq and is a predicted model, not a curated record. Gene Ontology annotation, molecular function: protein binding; RNA polymerase II transcription regulatory region sequence-specific DNA binding. Lineage: Eukaryota; Metazoa; Chordata; Amphibia; Anura; Pelobatidae. The transcript has 7 exons. Gene Ontology annotation, cellular component: nucleus.